Messenger RNA from Chlorocebus sabaeus (green monkey), 3021 nucleotides. It is a transcript of the gene C10H2orf76, whose product is annotated as chromosome 10 C2orf76 homolog. The record is from RefSeq and is a predicted model, not a curated record. NCBI's taxonomy places the organism in Eukaryota, Metazoa, Chordata, Mammalia, Primates, Cercopithecidae.
CCGCGUCAGCCUCCCAAAGUGCAGGAAUUUCCUCACAUGGCUCCUGAAGAAGUGACCAUCACAGUUCGCCUCAUCCGUUCCUUUGAGCAUCGCAAUUUCAAACCUAUAGUGUAUCAUGGAGUGAAUUUGGACCAAACUGUAAAGGAAUUUCUCGUAUUUCUAAAGCAAGAUGUCCCUUUAAGGACCAGCCUGCCACCACCAUUCAGAAAUUAUAAAUAUGAUACACUAAAGAUUAUUCAUCAAGCACAUAAAUCAAAGACAAAUGAGCUUGUGUUGAGUUUGGAAGAUGACGACAGACUCCUGCUGAAAGAAGACAGCACUCUGAAAGCAGCUGGAAUCGAUCCCGAUGGAACAUUCUACACCUGACGUCAGUGGAAGUUUUUGCUUGUGGACUCAGUACGGAAAACAUGUACUUAAAAGAGAUUUGCUCAAUAGAAGCAAGAAGAGACUUUUACCUAGAAAUGUUACUUAUAAUUUAAAGAUUGUUUUUACCUUGUUGUCAGCAGUUGUAGUUUUAUGGACUAAUUCCCCUAAGUAAUAAAUUUACGUGUAAGGGUUUUUUUUUUUUUUUUGUAAGUGUUAUUUUCUCUCUUUCAUUUUGCUACAUUCUACUACUGUUGUCUUUGGAAUCUGGUCUGGUUUAAGAGAGAAAUUGUGACUGGGUAACUCUUCCAUAGCCAGUUGUGUUUCAUUGGAAACAUUUUAAAACAAGGUACAGUGGCCAAACUGUAAGUGUUUAUCUGAGGGAAGCAUUCUUGGCAAGCCAGGUUUUGUAAUAAUUCCAAAACUCCCUCGUGGUUUGUUUUCAUUUUGCGUGUCACUUCUGUCAUCUGCCCCCAACCAGAUCCCUGUCGUUCACGCCUCGCCCCUUUGGGUGAUCUUGUCUGUACAGCUAAUAUUGUGGGAUUCUGUGGCUCCCCCUUUUCUUUCAGGAUCAUGUUUGAUUUGUGUGUCCUUAAGGUGUGGGUCCCCUUCCCUUUCUUCUUCUGGGUAGCAAUAUUUUAGGUCAUGCGUGUUUUCUUCCUUCGACAGUAUGUUAUGGUGGCCGUUUUUCACUCUUACAUAGAAACAGUGAUAGUCUGGUUACUUGGUAAUGUGGGUGUUGGACUCAGGAAACUGGGGAUUCCAGAAGCAAGACUUAGAGUGAACCUCUGUGGAGUGCUUUCCUUUUUACCUCCCCACACCAUGGUGGAAAUUACAGGCAUGUACCCAGUCUAGCAAAGACUGAGUUUUUUUUUUUUUUUUUUUUGGCUAGUUUGUUUUCUUCAAACUGUAGUUUGAAAUCUUCUCUGCCAGCAGAUCCAAAACAAUAUUUGAAGCAAGCCGCGAAAUAAAAGGCACAGCACUUGGGACCUCUGUUGGUGGUGAAAACUUAGAAAUAUAACUCAGCUGCGAACACAGCUUUGAAUGAUUUGUAGAUGAGGAUUUUGUGACAUUUGGGAGGAUAGGUGAUACUCCUAAAGUGGGAGAAAAGGGGAAACUUCGUCCUUUUGGUCUCAGAUUGCCACAGAAGCCACACCUCACCCUUCAUGUAUUUUUUUGGUCAACAGUCUGUGGUUAUUGUCACAAGGCAGCCUCCCUGAUCGUGGAUUUUCUGUACCACAAAGUCAGUGUGCAUGUCUCAGGCUCCUUUUUCCAGACAACAGGGGCUGUGCCUCAUAUUACAUUGGUGCUGACUAGCACAAGGCUAGGGACUCAGAACAUAUGGAUAAAUCCUUGUUGAUGAUGAGUUUAUUGAGAUAAAUUAGUUGAAGAGUUUAAAUACAUUGCAUUUAAUUUUUCUUGGGAUUUUACACUUAAAAUUGAUCUUAUAUUCUUUCAUUUAAAGUCAUUAUCAUUAUGUUCCUUUUAAAGUUGUGUAUGUCUGUCUGGAAGCAUUAUAAAAUUAUUAAUUUUAUAUCCAAAGUUUGAAAGCCCUGGCUUGUGUUUAUUUCAUUAAACUUGAACAUCAGUAUUAAAAUGAUCCUACAAAUGUAUUUGGAGGGUUCUCUGUUUCAUUUGAUAGUAAGACGAAGGGAUGAAGUGGCAGUGUAUUUAUUGGAUUUUAGAUUGCACAUUCAUUUCAGAUUCCCAUGCCAAGGCACUCUGCACCUGACUGCACUGCCGCCUGCAGCACAUUUAAUUUAAAAUCAGGUGCCCUGGGGGACCAGCACAAGGUAGACUUCCGGAGGGUUCAUCCCCAGCCAGUUUUAAAGGAGCCAUUUUAAAUAGUAUUUGGGAAGCAGGAAUUUAAGGGAUAAUGGUGGAAAGAGUAAUUAUGUAGAGGUCUUAAAAAUCAUUUAUAAUUGGUUUUCACGUAAAUUGGCAAAUGAAUUUGCAGUAUAAGUCCCUGAAAUCAUUCUCUCAAACAUUUUCCACAGAGUUUUACAGAUGUAAGAAAACGUUAUAUUCUACUUGUGCUUAAGGACCACAUUACUAAAAUUUAAAACCCAUUUAAUGUUUUACUUUUGAAUGUUCAGAGUAAAUUUUAAUUUGUGUGUUUUCCAGUUAAGGGUGAAAAAAUUUUUAAGUCAACCUGAAGUAUUAUAGUUUAACCCAUUUGUUUACCUAGAUUUCCUGAAAAAAAAGUACAGUCAUCUGAAAAUAAAAUCUUUACGCUGCAGAUUCUCAUUUGGAGUCUACAUUAUGAGAGCUAACAUAAAUGCCCUAUGUAAAUAAUGGAUUGAUGUUUAAGUUAACUGGACCCAGGAGAACCUAUGUGUCAAAACAGAACUGCUUAGUCCUUGCUUCCCAUCAGCUUCUCUGAACCUACUAUGGCUGAAGAGCCACACAACGUAUUAGUUUCUCAGAAGGGGUUCAGAUAAAUGUCAACUGCAGUAAGUGAAAAUUGUAAUUACAGUUAGUGUGGAUUGAGCAAAGUGCUGUGUGGGCAAAGCACUGUGUAAAGUUCUGUAUGUAAAUAGCACAUCACAGAUAAAACCUUGCUCUGUGAUUAUUAAGAACAGGGUGUCUUUUGCUCAUUUUCCAUUAGAAGGUUGAUUAGAAUCACUUGCAAAUUAUAUAAGUCUACCUCUGGGCAUG